GUGUCGCGCUCCGAGAGUUUCCUUCGGGUCGCACCGGUGUGUGUCGCCAUGACGACACGACGCCGCCUCAAUGAACAGUUAGCCUGCCUAUACACCAACGUAUGUAAAGAAAACAUAUAGAGGUUAGUUCAAUCGAGUAAGCACACAGAUAAUAGUGGACACCGACAUACAAGAGGAUUUUUAAAAACACACAGAUAAGAUGGCGUCUAAGGGGGGAGACGAGGAUAUCAAAUCAGUGAGUAGUGAGACGAAGCAAGAAGAAGAGAACACCAAACAGGAACGGGAACAGCCUAAACAGACGACUGAACAAACGCCUAAACAGACGACUGAACAAACUAAUCCUGACCAGGGAGAACAGGAUGACGAAGAUGCAGGCAAAUUCAAUACUGAUCACCUUCUACAAGAAGUAAGCGAGAAACUACUGCUUCAUGGGUCGAAGGAAUGUUUAGAAGAAGCAAUUGAUUCUGGAAUUAUCAACAAAACAAACAUAAAUAAUGAAACAGUAGAUGAAUCUAAUUUAGAAACUGACCAUACAAGAAAAGAAGACGGAGAAGUAAUAAUAGAAAAACCAAAUAUAGUAGAAAACAAAGCAAACGAAAACUCGGCAAGUGUCAAUGGUGAAUCAGUUGAGCAACAAGAAAAACAGGACGUGGAAACAUUACCAGAAUCUACCGAACUGUCGACAAACGCUGGUGGUAACGUAGAAUCGGCCGUCAGGUUAGACACCGAAAUAAAUCCAGAAUCUGCCGAGCUGUCGACAAAAGUUGGUGGUAACGUAGAAUCCGACACAAAAACCAAAAGGGUUCAACACGCAGAAAGCGGUAAUUUUGAAUCUGUAAAAAAAGCAGAGCAGUCUGAAGGCAAAAAAACCCCAGAAAGUGUCGAACAGUUAGAGACCGUUGAUAAUGAACCUGUAGAAAAGUCUAAUCAGUCAAAAGUCGAUAAACUAGAAACAGUCAAACUGUCAACGAAUGACGACGUUGAAACUGUAGCGCAAAAGGAUCAAACAGAGAAUGAAACUAACGAGGAACCAUCGAACGUGGAUAGUCUAACGCAAGCAGAAACUGUAGGUAAAACGGGCCAUUUAAAAAAGACAGAAGGUGAAACCGCUAACGAAAGCGAAAACUUUCAAACAAAACCUGCUGAGAAGACUGAUUCUGUUUUACAUUCAAAUGAUGAUCUGGUAGAAAACAGAGCCUCUCAGAAAUCUGAGGGAAAAUCUGAUUCUCAUACUGGACAGAAUUUAGAAUCCUUGUCUGAUAACGAAAACGAAUUUGAUAUCCAUCAGUCACAAGACUGUAGAGAAGCUAUCUCUAAUAAGCCAGAACCCGAAAACAAGAUGGAUGACAAUAAUCUAUCUCAGGAAAACGUCAAUAGCGUAAACAACAAUGACGCUGAAAACGCGUCGAAAGAAAAUGGAAUGUCGUAUGCAAACCCGGUAAGUUCCGAUCAACGCAAACCUGAUGAUAGUUAUGAAACACCACAAGAAGUAAAGUCUGACCGUACUAAUGAUGAAGAUGUGUUAUCCGAAAGAAAGACAGUCCAAAUCGACCAAUCAGAAGGAGAUGAACAACAACAAAGAGACAUCAAGAACGCGUCGGAGCCCGAACGAGAGUUAACUUCAGAUCAGGAUGAGGCCGAUCCUGCAAAUGCAGAUUAUGAGACUAAAGAUUCAUCAAAAGUAGACGACGACGACCAAACGCGAAAUGAUUUUACUGAUACGGAUAAUGCCUAUGAAACGGAAAUUCGAUCUGAAAGUAAAGACGAAAGAAGGUAUUCAGAAGAUGAAGAUAAAGAAGGCGAAGAGCAUAAGGAGAUCCCAGAUGAAACAUAUGAAGGUAUCCAUGACGACUAUGAACAAAAGUCACGUAGAUCGUAUAGUUCCAUGUCUUCCCGUUCCACCGAUGACGCAAAAAGUGCGAAAGAUGAAAAAGGCAAACCUUUCAAACAGGAUCAAUCCCAACAGUCUAAGAAAAGUGUAAGAAUGGAUGAAAAUGUACAAUCAAACCAACCUAGAACUGCCUCAACAAAACCAAAAGGUAACACUCCUUCCUCUCCGUCGCCAGCACAAAAGCAUGCAACCCGAAAUUCCUCUCGUAGCGCACAACCCUUUAGCCGACCUGUACAUAAACCAGAGGCUACUACAAAGGCCGUCUCCUAUACCUCUUUGAGACGCCCCAAGACUUCUAACUACGGAAGCAUGAUAAGUAGAGAAAGCAACAAAAAGAAGGACUAUUUCCAAGAGGAGCUACGGCGUUUACGAGUUCGACUUGGGAAAGAUGCAGAAAAUAUCAAGAAACCACAGUUUAAAGAACAUGUGCCGUUUGUAUGGACAAGUCUGGAACCUUAUUACAAUACCUAUGUACCAAACUACCUGAUAAACCUGCCUGAUGAAGAACUCCAGCCACAACGGCCUGUCAGUCGUGGCCGACCCUCACAGGGGGAUGACUUCCACCAGGGGUACACGACGAGGAGCACAGCUAUCGGCCUCUGUGAUCCCUGGAUCGAUCUCCGGAUGGACCAGAGUAUACUUCCUAAACUAGAACAACCAAAACAAGGCAAAGACAAACCUAAAGCGCAGAAGAAAAAGAAGGAUGCUUCCCAGAAGGCGGGAAGCACAAGACUUCCUAAAUUUCCAGUUGUCGAUUUCAAUGCUAAAAAGGAAAAUGCCACGAGAAAGUUUCCAUACAACGAGGUGGCCAAGUUUAGGACUGAAUUGAAGGGCAGGUUUAGCUCUAAUGCCCAGAAGAAGGUUGAUAUGGACUACCAACGUACAAAGGAUGAUUUCUACCGGAUGGACCUUCAUAGACUAGACGAAGUACAUCCGCUCAACCGUCCGCACAUGCGCAAGACAUAUUUUGCUUAUCUUCAAAACACUCCCGGGUCACGAAAAGCUGUUAAGGAUUGUGUCAAAACGUUGGAUACUGACGAAUCAGGUCCACGACAGGAUACACCUUUGGAGGAAAAACAACACCAACAGGCUGUGGCCAGCAACUGAGAUACGUGGAAUAUUGUGUAUAAUGAGCACGAGCACAAUAGUCGUGGUGACGUGACUGUGAACAUAUGUGACGUCACGACGGUAAUAUGUGACGUCAUGACAGUACAUUUUUAUUGGCAUCUCAGUCAUUGUCAAACUACCUAGAUCUAAUAUAGAUCUAUACAAUAUGACAUUGUACAACCUUUCCAAGCAUAAAUGUGAUAAAGAGAAUGACAUAAUAGUUUUUCAGUAUACAAUUUAUACAAAGAUGUUAUAAUUCAAACAGUAUUCAUUCUUGUUCUUUCUUUUUUCAUACGAAAACUCGUGUAUUCUGAAAUGCCAAAUGUCGUAUAUUUUAUGUGCAAAAUUAAAAAAAUAUUGUGUAAAGUAAGGGGACACAACUCUUGAUUUGAAUUUUUGAAAUUAUAUUUACCGUGGUGAGAGUCGAUAUUCGCAUUUUAUAGUAAUAUCAGCGAUCGUUAAAUAACCAUUUUUACCAAAAAAAAAAAAAAAAUAAAGAAGAUCCACGGCUCACUGCACUCUGGGAUUUUUUUAUAUAUGGUUAGCCUCCCCUUUAGUUCGUUUUUGACAUAAUCUAGCACAUUUUGGUCAGAACACUUCCGGUGACUAAGUAGCUUAAUCGGUCAGAGGGACAGUGUAAUGAUCCUUGGUCAGGGGUUCGAAUCCUGCUCUGGUCCCACUGAAUUUUUAAACUCAGAACACUGAUGUUGAUUAUAUUCUGUCUUUUUCCAUUCUUUGGUGGGUUUUUUGUUCAAGUCCCGCAAAGCUGUAGUCAUACCGGAAACAGUUUCCAAUGUGUAGUCACAGUUUUUGUCAGUGGUACAAGCAUCCUUAACAAAAAUAUUUCUUUCAAACGUCACUUUAUAUGUGCAAUUGUAGGCUCCUUUAGAUACAUGUAUGUAGAGGUCGACAAUCAUCUUCAUUAUAUGUAAAUCACAAGUGUGAUUGGAGAACACUUAGAAGUAGAAAGAAAAUCACGGGCAGAAUAAUAUAUAUAUAUUACAUGUUAAUUAUUAUAUUUGAGAUACAGUUGAACCUCGUUAUACUGCCACCAUUUGUCCAGAGGAAGUUUACCGUUAUAAAGGGAUUUGGCGAUAAAUUGAGGUAAAUGGAUAAAUGAAUUAUAAAAUAAAGAAAAAGUGCCUUUGAAACAUGUUGGCGGUGAAUGAGGUGUCAAAUGAAACAAGGGGCAUCAUUUCGAGGUUUUACUGUAUUCAUAUUUUAUACCUUUUUAAUACAUUAUGUACUGUAAGCAUACUAAUUUUAGCGGUAUUUUGAUUUUAAUGGCUUUUAACCUACGUCCUAUGCACUAAUUAAUGACAACAUCUAAACUUAAACCAUUUAAUACAUCCCUACGAUAGGAUUCAAUUUUUUUACGGUACAUUGACAGCAACUCACUUGCAAAGAUAUAUGAAAGAAAAGUUUCAUUAUGUUCUAAGGUUCUCGUCGACCUUACCUGGCUUGCUGUUCAUUUGGCUUUGUUCUCAUAUGCCCACUGUACAAGGAAAAGGCAUUUGAGCUUAUUAAUUAAUUUGGGAACUGUUAUUCCAUAGUUAAGACUGCGAAAAUAAGUUUCACCCUCCGCGUUUCGCCAAAAUUUGAGUUCGCUAAUAUAAGUUUUCUUACAGUAUAUAUUGCUAAGAUAUGCUCGCUUAUUUUCUGUGAUAUUUCCCAAGGUUAUUUAUACGUUGUGCUUUGCUUAAAAUCUGUCUGCCUAUUACACCGUAUAGUGUUUUUUCACAAAGAUUAUACUAAAUGUAUACUAAAGUAUAUAACUAUUGUAUAUGGUACCAAGUCAUGCAUUACUGCGACGCCCACAUGAAAAUGUGCCUUUUUCUAAAUGUAGAUUAUUUGCCAUUCUGUUUUAAUUGUUCAAAAGUCUUGGACGCAUAGAAAUAUGUCAGUUCAUACAUGUGCUUAAAACAUGCCAUUUGUUUUUAAUUUAUUUUUUAUUUAAGUGAUCUUUAAAUAAAUCUGUGCUAAGUUUAAUGUAAGGCCAUUCAUCUUGUGGUACUACUUUCUCUACAUUGUUUUCAAAUAUUUGUGUGUUUGCCCAAAUUUCCAUACAUGAUAUAUUUUUGUUAGUUAAUUGAUAACUGCCCAGGUGUAUGUGGUAACAAGUUUGUUUACAUAUGCGUGGAUUAUAAUAUCCUCAUGAAUAGAGUUUAUACUGUUGUAAAAUGAUAGAUAAAUAAACCGCCCUAUUCCUUAUAUUUCA
Messenger RNA from Mizuhopecten yessoensis (Yesso scallop), 5216 nucleotides. RefSeq names its product glutamic acid-rich protein-like. The record is from RefSeq and is a predicted model, not a curated record. NCBI's taxonomy places the organism in Eukaryota, Metazoa, Mollusca, Bivalvia, Pectinida, Pectinidae. The coding region runs from base 200 to 2998 and encodes 932 amino acids. The transcript is spliced from 9 exons.